Messenger RNA from Megalops cyprinoides (Indo-Pacific tarpon), 2809 nucleotides. RefSeq names its product ADAM metallopeptidase domain 10a (gene adam10a). The record is from RefSeq and is a predicted model, not a curated record. The transcript is spliced from 16 exons. Gene Ontology annotation, molecular function: metalloendopeptidase activity involved in amyloid precursor protein catabolic process. The coding region runs from base 100 to 2382 and encodes 760 amino acids. Gene Ontology annotation, cellular component: synaptic membrane; plasma membrane. Gene Ontology annotation, biological process: membrane protein ectodomain proteolysis; Notch signaling pathway. Lineage: Eukaryota; Metazoa; Chordata; Actinopteri; Elopiformes; Megalopidae.
GUAGAGAGAGAGAGGGAGCUGCCAUAAACACAGGGCGUCUGCGCCUUUAAGAGGUGGAAAUCGGAACAAUAAACCGUGCGCGGUGUCAAUGCUCUAACAAUGAAUUUAAUCGACAUGGUCUUCAUAAAACUCUUCUUUUUGUUUUACUGCAUACGGACGGCCGAAGGUGUGUACGGGAACCCCCUGAGCAAGUACGUCCGCCACUAUGAGGGCCUGUCCUACGACACGGAGGCCCUGCACAGCAAGCACCAGCGGGCCAAGAGGGCGGUCUCCCACGAGGACAAGCACGUGCACCUCGACUUCCACUCGCACGGCAGACAUUUCAAUCUGCGGAUGAAGAGGGACACCACCCUGUUUGCGCCUGACUUCAAGCUGGAAAUGUCGGGAGAAGAGACACAUUACGAUACCUCCCACAUUUACACAGGAGAAAUCUUCGGCGAGAAGGGCACCCUGACUCACGGCUCCAUCGUGGACGGCAAGUUCGAGGGCUUCAUCCAAACCCGGCAGGGGACGUACUACGUGGAGCCUGCGGACAGGUACCUGAAGGACAAGGACGUCCCCUACCACUCGGUCAUCUACCACGAGGAUGACAUCAAUUACCCGCACAAGUACGGGCCGGAGGGGGGCUGCGCCGACCACUCUGUGUUCGAGAGGAUGAAGAAGUACCAGGCCUCUGCUGUGGAGGAGCCCGCCAAGGAGACCAAUCAGGUGUUGGAGGAGGAGGAGCGAGCCGAUGGGCCGGUGCUCCUCAGGAAGCGGAGAGCGGCCCAAGCCGACAAGAACACCUGCCAGCUCUUCAUCCAGACCGACCACCUAUUCUACAGAUACUAUGGCACCAGAGAGGCCGUCAUUGCACAGAUCUCCAGUCAUGUGAAAGCCAUCGACUCCAUCUACCAAAGCACCGACUUCCUGGGAAUCCGCAACAUCAGCUUCAUGGUGAAGAGAAUCAGGAUCAACACCACUAACGACGAGAGGGACAAGUCCAACCCCUUCCGUUUCGCCAACAUCGGGGUGGAGAAGUUCCUGGAGCUGAACUCGGAGCAGAACCACGACGACUACUGCCUGGCCUACGUCUUCACCGACCGGGACUUUGACGAUGGCGUGCUGGGCCUGGCCUGGGUGGGCGCCCCUGCAGGGAGCUCUGGUGGCAUCUGUGAGAAGAGCAAGCUGUACUCGGACGGAAAGAAGAAGUCCCUAAACACUGGCAUCAUUACGGUGCAGAACUAUGCCUCCCACGUCCCACCCAAAGUCUCGCACAUCACCUUUGCCCACGAGGUUGGCCACAACUUUGGCUCCCCGCACGACUCCGGGAUAGAGUGCACCCCGGGGGAGUCCAAAAGUCAGGACCUGAAGGAGAAGGGCAACUACAUCAUGUACGCCAGGGCCACGUCCGGGGACAAGCUCAACAACAACAAGUUCUCCGUCUGCAGUGUGCGCAACAUCAGCCAGGUCCUGGAGAAGAAGAGAUUCAACUGCUUCGUCGAGUCCGGCCAGCCCAUCUGUGGAAACGGCCUGGUGGAGACCGGGGAGGAGUGUGACUGCGGCUACAGCGACCAGUGUAAGGACCAGUGCUGCUACGACGCCAACCAGCCCGACGGCAAGAAGUGCAAGCUGAAGCCCUUCAAAGUGUGCAGCCCCAGCCAGGGUCCCUGCUGCACCCCCGAGUGCGGCUACAAGACGCGGAACGAAAAGUGCCGGGAGGAGUCGGAGUGUGCCCACCAGGGCAUGUGCAACGGAGCCUCGGCCCAGUGCCCCACCUCCGAGCCCAAGGCCAACUUCACUGCCUGCCACGGGGAGACGCAAGUGUGCCUCAACGGGGGCUGCUCUGGCUCCAUCUGUGAGAAGUAUGGGCUGGAGGUGUGUACCUGCGCCAGUGUGGACGGCAAGGACGAGACGGAGCUCUGCCAUGUGUGCUGCAUGGAGAGGAUGAAACCCAACACCUGCAGCAGCACCGGCUCAGAGAAGUGGGCCCGCUUCUUCAACAAGAAGGUCACCACGCUGCAGCCCGGCUCGCCCUGCAACGACUUCAAGGGCUACUGCGACGUGUUCAUGAAGUGCCGUCUGGUGGACGCCGACGGGCCGCUGGCCCGGCUCAAGAAGGCCAUCUUCAACCCCGAGCUCUACGAGAACAUCGCCGAGUGGAUAGUGGCUCACUGGUGGGCAGUGCUGUUGAUGGGCAUCGCCCUCAUCAUGCUGAUGGCUGGCUUCAUUAAGAUCUGCAGUGUCCACACCCCCAGCAGCAACCCCAAGCUGCCUCCGCCCAAACCCCUGCCAGGCACCCUGAAGAGGAGGAGACCGCAGCACACCCAGCCCCAGCCCCAGCCCCAGCGCCACCACCGCCAGCCCCGAGAGAACUAUCAGAUGGGCCAGAUGAGACGCUGAGGCCGGCCGCUCUUUGCCUUGGUUCUUCCUAGUGCCUACAGUGGGAAAACUUCACUCCAAAGAAUUACCUGUACCAGUCAUCGCCCCCCCCCCAUACCCCGCCCACCCCGCUCCACCCACAUCCACAAACUGCAACUGGCAAACCAACCGAUUUUAAAGGAUAACAUGGCAGUUAAAAAAAAAGGAAAAAAAGGCGGACACACGCCACAGUUCUGAGCCAGCAAUGAACGCCACAUCUGUGUUUCAACAGCUGUCAGUGGGGGAAGGAAGAGCCACUGGUUUCCAUCGUAGUGCGGUGUCUUUACCUGUUCUGUUUCCCUCCAGACUUUAUUUUCAGGAGUCAGAAGUGGUGUUCUUUCAGCACAUUUCUCCCUAUUAUGUUGUCUUUUGUUCCCUGUUUGAUUUAACCCCCCCCCCCCCAACUCCC